CUAGUGCUUCCAGCCGCAGCCUGGGCGCUCGGGAGUGCGCAUGCGCGGUGCGGUGGCUCGUAUAGCGUACGCCAAGCGCUUAGCGGACUGCAGUGCCUGGUCCGGAGCCGGAGGGAACCAGGGCUCUAGCUUAGGGAUGUCAGGGGCUCAGAAGGCCAGAUUAGUUGGAGCAGUUGUUGAGAAGCGUUCUGCUGUAACUAAGUAGAUAAGAUGUAUAUGCUCGGCCCGGUGCAGAGGGCACGGUGCUGCUGAGUGUUGGGUGUCCACCCCAGGCUAGUCAAGUCUGCGAGCUAUAUAGGGAACCUACCACUGACCGCUUCUGAUCUUUCAAGAGAAAUCAGGAAGAUCUAAGAUGUCUGCCGAGAUGCCCAUCGUGGUAGAUGACAUCAUGAAGCUUCUAUGCUCCAUUUGCCAGGAGAAGAAAAUGAAGGCGGCCGUCAAGCACUCUGGAAGGGGUGCCGUGGUCGUGGGGGCAAUGGCCUUCGUCGGCGGUUUGGUUGGUGGCCCACCAGGAUUAGCUGUCGGGGGGACCGUUGGGGGCCUGUUAGGUGCCUGGAUGACAAGUGGACAGUUUAAGCCCGUUCCUCAGAUCUUAAUGGAGCUGCCCCCCGCUGAACAGCAGAAACUUGUUAACGAAGCCACUGCCAUCAUCAGGAACUUGGACUGGACAGACGCUGUGCAGCUGACUGCUCUGGUCAUGAGCAACCAGGCCAUGCAGCAGAAGCUCUUGGCCAUGCUAACCACCUAUGUCACCAAGGAGCUGCAGGCUGAGAUCCGCUACGAUGACUAAGUUACCCCCUCUCUCCCCUGGGGAAUGGGGUUUUCAUUUUAGAUGAUUCUAUGUCUCUCAGAAGGUGGCCAGGGAAUGGGGGAAGCCUACCAGGUACUUCUGAGAAACUUGUAUAUUACCAGCAUUGGUUGUAAGCUGGCUAGUACAUCCUGUUGGACUGUCCUGUUGGAGAGGCCUUGGCUGUGCAUCUUGGGCUGUGUGUGCUAUGGGAAGGUACAGGCAGGCCCGCUGUAGGUCAUGUGUCUAAAAGAAGUUCUCAUGUUGUUGGCCGGCCAACUCUACCAGAUGUUCCUCUUUCUGUGAAGAGUGUACCUCCAGGUACCUGUCACAGGAUUGGAUCCCCUUAAGCUCUGGGGUCUCGGGGUUCAGAGCCAGCUCUUGUCAGGAUUCUGUUUACCUGUGAGUGUUUCCCUUCCUUGGCCAGGGACUUCCCAGUGGUCUCAUGAUGAACGGUCCCUCCUGUGAGUGAAGUCACAGAUGACAGGCGGUCUCUGUGCUCUGCCACUGGCAAUGUCCCCCAGGCUCUCUUGAGUAACUUUAGUUAAGUUUCUAGGAUCAUUUGCCUCCCUAUGGAAAAUCAUGGCACUUCUUUAUCUUUUAUUUUUAAUGUCAAUUUCUGGACCCUUUUUGUUCUCUACACUUUCGAGGCCUAAGUUAAUUUAGCUCCGUUUUCUUUUUCUUCUUACUAUGUUUCCUGGGCCAGCCUUGAAGUCCUGGACUCAAGUGAUCCUGCUAUGGAGCUGGGGACAGAAGGCUUGUGUCACCAUACCUAGCCUUACCUCAAAGACUGUUCUACUCCACUUUUUCUGAGUCCUUCCAUGGUCUCCUCUCAGCUGUCUGCAAUCUAUCUGUAAUUCAUUUGUGUGAAAAGACAACAUUAACAGUGAAUUCAAAGACCCUAACUGAGCCAGGCACUGUGAUACUCACAGCCUCAGAUAACUGAAAGGCCAAAAUGGAGCAUCCUUGGGUCCAGGAAUUCAAGGCCAACCCGGACAUAGCGGAAGCCGGGAGAUACACGGGACGUUACACCCCUUCUUGGUUGGCCUUUAUUUGCAGUCACAGAGACAAGAAGCAGCGAGUGUUCUGAUGAGAUGGAAAGAGAUGGGAGACAGGGGAGACCAAGGGAAGGCAGGAACAACAAGAACACUAGCUUAACCUCCCAUGACACUGGCUGUUUACAGAUCGGGCUAGCCUCUCCUCGUUUCCCUAAGCGACAGUGGCUCAAAUCCAACAAGUAGCUUGCUUGUUUGUUUUCCUUGUGGUGUUGUGGACGGAACCCAGGGCCUUGUAUAAGCUAAGUGCCACCACGGAACCCUGCUCCUAGUCCUUUCUUGGUAGAUCCUAGGCUAGUUCUCAGAGUAAUGUGGGAGUCUGCUGGUUACCCCCUGAGCCCGGUCCCGGUCCUUGAGCUCUGGUUUAGUCAGUUGGUCCUAGUGCUGGCGCUCAACCAGUAACAUCAUAUGCAUUUGACUCAGUAUUGGAUACUUCCUUUUUAUCCCUCACUGGGGAUGCUCACUCAUGGAGGGCAGGAGCUGUGUGUCCCGGUCACCUCCUCCUAUCCCCAGCUUGCUCCUACCUGGCACUGUGGCUUUUAUUGUGCUAGACACUCAAUAAAUAUAUAUUUUUAAAGCUCUGUAUUUUAUAUCUUCCUGGUUGGUUAUUUAUUUAUUUAUUUAUUUAUUUUUCAUGUUUUGUCUAUAUUUCUGUAAGUAUGCUGUAUGUGUCUGGUUCCCACAGAGGCAUUGGACCUCCAGGAACCGAUGUUAACUGACAAUUGUGAGCCACCACGUGGGUGCUGGGAACUGAACCCAGGCCCUCUGCAAGGGCAUCAAUGGCUAAACAAUUUCACCUCUUCUAGGUUUGAGUCUUUAAACGCGGGUUUCUCUGUGUGAUUCUGGUUGGCCUCAAACUCAUGGUCUUCCUGCCUCAGCCCCUUGAACUCUGAGAUUACUGGCAGGCAUUACCAAGACAAAGACAGAUACGCGUUUUUUUUGUUUGUUUGUUUGUUUGUUUGUUUGUUUGUUUUGUUAGAAGUCUUUAAGUUCUUAUUGUUUCUGGUUUUUUGUUUGUUCAGUUCUUUUGGUUUUAUUUGUUUUUUGUUUUGUUUUGAGACAGGAUCUCAUGUAGCCCAGGCUGGCUUCCAACUCUAAGUAGCCAAAGAUGACCUUGAACUCUUGAUUCUCCAGGCUCUAUCACUGCUAAGUGUUGGGAUUCCAGAGACACACCUUUAUGUCUGGCUUCAGUAAAUAUUUUUGGAAGUCAUGGUUUUGAAACCACUUCCUAUGGAAUUCCUCCAGUAAGGAAACAUGUGACAAAAGAGACCUAGAAUCAAAUUUCAAGCUUUUCGAAGCCCCUGAGCUACUAAUCACAGAAGCUGGGGUUUGGCCUGGCGUCCCUAGAACCCAGAGCCCUCGCCGGAACACCGUGUGGUAGUCCCCCCCAAUUUUCACAAACACGUGUGAGACAUGUUUUCACCUGAAAUAGUUUUAGUCCAAUGUAUGCUGUCUCCAAAGUGGGGCACCCCAACUUCCGGUAUUUCUACCCCAAGGUCUCCCUGAAUGCUGUACCUUUUCAAAACUACAACCUGACUAUCGUCCAAUUACUAAUAAAUUACUUUUCCCUGAAAAGUCA
Messenger RNA from Rattus rattus (black rat), 3421 nucleotides. It is a transcript of the gene C2H19orf12, whose product is annotated as chromosome 2 C19orf12 homolog. The coding region runs from base 353 to 790 and encodes 145 amino acids. The transcript has 3 exons. The record is from RefSeq and is a predicted model, not a curated record. Lineage: Eukaryota; Metazoa; Chordata; Mammalia; Rodentia; Muridae.